Ostrinia nubilalis (European corn borer) is the source of this 1420-nucleotide messenger RNA. It is a transcript of the gene BckdhA, whose product is annotated as 2-oxoisovalerate dehydrogenase subunit alpha, mitochondrial. Gene Ontology annotation, biological process: branched-chain amino acid catabolic process. Bases 52 to 1350 code for a protein of 432 amino acids. Lineage: Eukaryota; Metazoa; Arthropoda; Insecta; Lepidoptera; Crambidae. The record is from RefSeq and is a predicted model, not a curated record. Gene Ontology annotation, molecular function: oxidoreductase activity, acting on the aldehyde or oxo group of donors, disulfide as acceptor. The transcript has 8 exons.
CAUACAAAACCCCAGUGAUAUCCAAGAUUACUUCUUUACGUCAGUGUUAAAAUGGCGCUCAAGAGCAGUGCGUGUGUGUUUCGGUUGAAUAGCCUGCGACAAGCUGUUAGGCUUUUAUCAACGCACACAAGGCCUGAAGUUGUUCAGAAUGGAAAAACCGGAGAUUUUCCCGGAGCAAAGGCCCCAUUCGUAAAUGAAAUAAAAUUCUUGAACGAGAACAGCUAUGAUCCCAUCCCUAUUUAUCGAGUGCUUGAUAACAAUGGCGAGGUUGUCGAUAGUAGAGAAGAGCCGAAUAUCGAUAAUGAGACCCUCGUCAAAAUGUAUAAAACUAUGGUACAGAUGAAUCAAAUGGACAAAAUAUUGUACGAGUCUCAAAGGCAAGGCCGCAUAUCCUUCUACAUGACCAACUACGGCGAAGAAAGUAUUCACUUGGGCAGUGCUGCGGCGCUUGCCCCACAGGACCUGAUCUUCGCACAAUACCGCGAGUUGGGAGUGUUGUUGUACCGAGGCCUUACUGUCACUGACCUCGUCAACCAGUGCUUCGGGAACUGCGAAGACGCCGGCUUGGGGAGACAGAUGCCGGUGCAUUACAUGAGCAAGCCUCAUAACAUUGUCACCAUAUCCAGUCCUUUAGCCACUCAAAUGCCGCAAGCGGUGGGCGCUGCGUACGCCUUCAAGCGCAUGCCCAACAACGACCGCUGCGUCAUCUGCUACUUCGGCGAGGGCGCCGCAUCCGAGGGCGAUGCACACGCAGCGUUCAACUUCGCUGCGACCUUGGACUGCCCUGUAAUUCUCUUGUGCAGAAACAACGGUUAUGCAAUAUCGACGCCAUCCCGCGAGCAGUACCGUGGGGAUGGUAUCGCGGCGCGAGGCCCAGCGCUGGGCAUAAACACGCUGCGAGUGGAUGGAACUGACACAUUGGCUGUCUACAACGCUGUUGCUAAAGCAAGGGAGCUAGCCCUCAAGGAAAAUAAGCCCGUACUUAUUGAAGCUAUGUCAUACAGAGUUGGGCAUCAUUCUACAUCAGACGACAGCACAGCUUACAGAUCUGUUGAAGAAAUAGAAAACUGGAAUAAAGAUCAAAAUCCUAUACAAAAGUUCAAAUUGUACUUAGAAAGAAAAGGACUUUGGGAUGUGGAGUCUGACAACGCGCAGCAGAAGGAGGCCAGGAACGUGGUAGUGAAGACGAUGCAGGAAGCAGAGAAAAAGAAGCUGCCGCACUGGCGGGAGAUGCUGGAGGACGUCUACUGCGAGAUGCCGCCAAGGAUACAGAAACAAAUGAAGCAAAUGGAAGAUCAUCUGAAAAAAUACGGUGAACAUUACCCAUUAAACCAGCACCAAAGUGAUUAAUUUUAAUUGUAUUUUUUGAAAAUAUAAAUACGAUUUGUUAUUUAAUUAAAUAAAUAUUAUUUUUCUCUUA